Molecule: messenger RNA, 1372 nt
Organism: Pygocentrus nattereri (red-bellied piranha)
Lineage: Eukaryota; Metazoa; Chordata; Actinopteri; Characiformes; Serrasalmidae
Gene: sf3b4
Product: splicing factor 3b, subunit 4
Exons: 6
Coding region: 27-1205 (392 amino acids)
Biological process (GO): positive regulation of mRNA splicing, via spliceosome
Cellular component (GO): U12-type spliceosomal complex; nucleolus
Molecular function (GO): RNA binding
Source: RefSeq, a predicted model, not a curated record
CUCCGUUUCCGCCAGCGCGGGUCACGAUGGCGGCUGGUCCGAUAUCAGAGAGAAACCAGGAUGCGACGGUAUAUGUCGGCGGUCUGGAUGAGAAGGUCUCAGAACCCCUGUUGUGGGAGCUCUUUCUUCAGGCGGGACCAGUGGUGAACACACACAUGCCCAAAGACAGAGUUACAGGACAGCAUCAGGGUUAUGGCUUCGUGGAGUUCCUCAGCGAAGAAGAUGCCGAUUAUGCCAUAAAGAUCAUGAACAUGAUCAAGCUGUAUGGCAAACCCAUAAGAGUCAACAAAGCCUCAGCACACAACAAGAACCUGGACGUGGGCGCCAACAUAUUUAUCGGAAACUUGGACCCAGAAAUUGACGAGAAGCUGCUCUACGAUACUUUCAGUGCUUUCGGCGUGAUCCUUCAGACGCCCAAGAUCAUGCGAGACCCGGACACGGGCAACUCGAAAGGCUAUGCGUUCAUCAACUUCGCCAGUUUUGACGCCUCUGAUGCAGCAAUCGAGGCCAUGAACGGCCAGUAUCUCUGCAAUCGGCCCAUAACGGUCUCUUACGCCUUUAAGAAAGAUUCGAAAGGUGAACGCCACGGCUCGGCGGCUGAACGUCUGUUGGCCGCUCAGAAUCCGCUCUCGCAGGCCGAUCGGCCGCAUCAGCUGUUCGCGGAUGCUCCGCCCCCUCCCACUGCGCCCACGCCUGUAAUGACCGCACUGGGAGCAGGCAUUCCAAUACCAGGAAUGCCUCCUCCUGGCGCCUUCCCACCUGUGCCACCCCCAGGCUCGAUGCCACCUGGAAUGCCCCCUGGGAUGCCCAUGCCUCCUGCCCCAGGAACACCUGCCCCUCAGGCGGCCAAUGCUGUUCACCCCCCAGGACCACCCCCCUUUCCUCCGGCAGGGAUGCACCCACCAGGGAUGCCUCCUAUGCCGAUGCCCCCAACUGGACCUCCAGGUAUGGUACCUCCACCCCCCGGCCCCCCGGGGACCAAUCGUGCUCCGCCGCCCCCAGGCAUGCCACCUCCACCACAGAUGGGCAUGCCCCCCAGAGGACCAUUUGGACCACCAAUGGGUCCCCCUCCUCCGAUGCCACCUCCAGGCUAUGCUGGAGGCCCACCCCGACCACCCCCUUUCGGAUUCCAGAGGGCUCCUCCCAUGCCCCCGCGGCCCCCGGCGCCGCCCAGGGGUCCCCUACGUGCCCCCCUGCCUCCAUAAACCAACUUCUGUUUCACCUUCGCCUCGUUUUUAUUUUCUCGAUGACCCCCAGUAAACUGAUGGACAGAGGUUUUGCUUCUUUGUAUACAGAUGUUUUCAUUUGUUGUCCUUUUUUUCUCGCUGUACUUUCCUAGAUUAACAAGGAAUAAACCUUUUUAUACAAGUGA